Molecule: messenger RNA, 992 nt
Organism: Chara braunii
Lineage: Eukaryota; Viridiplantae; Streptophyta; Charophyceae; Charales; Characeae
Source: the annotation of a GenBank genome assembly
CCCAUUUACCUGUAUGUAACAUGUGCAGGAUCAAGACAAUAUCCAAAUGGGCUGGCACCCAGAACUGGUCACCAGCAUCAGACCAUUUUGCAUGCUCAAACCGCCCAUCGUACACUGUCAGAUAGCCAUGCUGGCUAUCCCUGCUGACGUGUUGCUGCAGGUACAUGAAGCCACAAACGGACUGACGCCCUUCCUAAUAGAAAACAUGUCCUUCAGUGACUGGGCAACCCUGGUUGCAGUAAUGCAAACCAGACCCCAGGAACUACCUAACAAGAUCAAGGAACUCACUACCAACAUUGCAGAGGUAUUCAGGAAGUCCGCCAUCGAAAAUAGGGAACUGAACCUCAUCGUCGCCAAAGCCAAGAAAGUCAUCCUCGACCUCCAUCGCUACGAUUCUUCGCAUCUGGACAGUGCAGGCCAGAUCUCCACAAACGAUGCUCCUGAGACUUUCACUGCUUCAUACAUCAGCAGCAUCGCGCUAACCCCCGCAGAGCUGGAGUAUUUCAAAAGACAUGAGACGAUGCGAAGAGAGUCUGCCCACAUCAACAUCUUUGCCGCUACAGGAGGAACGAGCCACAAGUUCGGAAAGAGCAGCUCCUUCCUUCCUCUUGCAUCAGGCACCUGGACGGAGAAGGCAAUACAUCGUGUUCAUAACCGCCUAUGGAAGCUGGACACCUUCAACUACACGGCUCCAAUCAGUGUCGAUGCUUACAUGGCGCUAGCUGGCCUGACUGAGGCCGACAUCGACGAUUGUUGCACCACCGCUAGAAACGCUACCAUACACUUCCUUGCCGGAAGAGUCGGCCUUGAUGCAGAUUUCCCUGCAAUCUCCAAACUGGAGAAGGGCAAGUGCGCCAAGAACCUGCUGCUGCACUAGAAGGGAAUUCCCAAGUUCCCAACAGACCUCCUGGAGCUGAAGAAGUUGUGGAACGCCGGAAGACCCUUCCUCAAGUGCCCAUGCCCAGGAUGUGAGAUAAACUUCACAUGGCUGG